Molecule: messenger RNA, 796 nt
Organism: Vombatus ursinus (common wombat)
Lineage: Eukaryota; Metazoa; Chordata; Mammalia; Diprotodontia; Vombatidae
Gene: REC114
Product: REC114 meiotic recombination protein
Exons: 6
Coding region: 1-777 (258 amino acids)
Source: RefSeq, a predicted model, not a curated record
AUGGAGCGGGCGGCGAAGGUUCCUCCCUGCGCCUCGGAGCAGUGGCCCCUGAAGCGCUACGGCCGCUUCGUGCCCGCGGGCACCGACCGCUUUGGGGCCGCUGCUGAGGCGCCGCCGGGUUCCGACCCCUCCGCCUCCUGGAAGGUAUUUGAUUCUAAUGAUAAAUCUGGUUCUCUUGUUCUCACCAUAGUCGUAUCAGGUCAUUUCUUCAUUUCUCAAGGACAGACCUUACUGGAAGGAUUUUCACUCAUCGACAGCAAGAAGUGGCUGAAGAUUGUAAGGCGGGUGGAUUGUUUACUGUUUGGAUCGACAAUAAAGGAUAAGAGUCGCAUGUUCCGUGUACAGUUUGGAGGUGAUUCUAAAGAACAGGCCCUGGAAAACUGCUGCUGUUGUGUACAAAAACUUGAACAGUACAUAACAAUCCAGGUUCCUGAUGAGCUGAGCCAGGAACUGCAGCCAGGCCCUAGCCAGCUGACAACCACGGAAAGUCAAGUGAAGGACAGUGAGCAGAGUGGAAUGCUGCAUCAUGGAUUACAUCUGAAUUUAAAACAGCAUUAUGCAUCUUCCUACACCUUUCCAGAAGGAAGGAUAACAAUGGUACAACUAGCACAGUCUAUCCUGACAUCAGCAGAACUACCACUUGCCUAUGAGCAAGCUGCAUGGAAUGCAGAAGAGUUAGGUCCCUUCCUGAAGUUGUGCCUUAUGGAUCAGAAUUUCCCAGCCUUUGUUGAAGACGUAGAGAAGGAACUGAAGAAGUUGACAGGGUUGGAGAGUUAAUGUUGUCUACAUAAAUAGC